UUUCUCCCAGGGGACCAUCCCAAGAUCCGCCGUGUCGAGGGGCAAGUUCCGGUCUCUGGUCCAGCACCUCCUCUGCGAUCCGGAAUUCCGCACAAACUUUCUGCAGCCUGACUGCCCCACCCCCUGCCCGCUGCCCCUCGCCACAGUGAGGGUCCUGAGCCAACUUCACCCUGACUGCACCCGGCUCCUCGAGUCUCUCCUGCCUCCGGGAACGCCCCUCAAUCCAGAGACCCGUCUCGUCUUGGUCAAUGUGGACUGGACUCGGCAAGACUCUGUUCCCCAUGGGGGCGGAGGGGCCGGGGGUCGCGACCCACCAAGGUCACCCCUCCCCCGCAGGGUGGGGUCACGAGGUCGGCGGUGGGCACGGGAUGGGAGGGGUCAGACUGCCUCCCCCCCCACGGCCCAGAAAGAGAACGCUGCAGUCUGUGAAACCAGACGGCUGGUACGGAGACGGCUAGACACGGCGACUGCCCCAGACAGACAGUGGUCGGAGGUCAGAGCCGCAGUGGGAAGGAGCUCGGACACAUGUGAGGUUGUCUCGGACUCUGACUCGGACAGCGGGGAAUCGCUGGCGGCCCGUCUCUGCGGCAAGAGGCCUCACCGUCUGUACCAGAGGACCCAAGCACAACACCUUCAUCCCCACCCUGCUGCAGCACUCCCUCUCCCCACCACCCCCAACACCAGCUCCCCCACCCACUGGGUGACACUGGAUGCCGGAGUGGAGUAAGGGUGCCUGGCCCUGCCUUUCUCCCCUCCCCUGAAUGUUUUCGAGGUGUGUGGGCCGGGUCUGCUGUGUGGGUUUGAUUCCAUUUUGCCCCUCACUCCCUCUCUCUCGUUAAUGAAUCAAUAAAUUGGACAUCACGGCAGAA
Leucoraja erinaceus (little skate) is the source of this 869-nucleotide messenger RNA. RefSeq lists its product as uncharacterized. The annotation marks the transcript as partial. The transcript has 7 exons. Lineage: Eukaryota; Metazoa; Chordata; Chondrichthyes; Rajiformes; Rajidae. The record is from RefSeq and is a predicted model, not a curated record.